Messenger RNA from Penicillium samsonianum, 879 nucleotides. Its product is annotated as RTA1 domain-containing protein. Gene Ontology annotation, cellular component: membrane. Lineage: Eukaryota; Fungi; Ascomycota; Eurotiomycetes; Eurotiales; Aspergillaceae. The transcript is spliced from 3 exons. The record is from RefSeq and is a predicted model, not a curated record. The coding region runs from base 1 to 879 and encodes 292 amino acids.
AUGGCUGAGGGGUUCAAAUUGUACCAUUAUGACCCAUCUGUUGGUUCUGCUGUCGCCUUUGCGGCAGUCUUUGGACUCACUACCGUUAUACAUAUCUGGCAAUUGGGUCGGAACCGAACCUGGUACUUCAUACCAUUUGUCAUUGGUGGUUUAUUUGAGGCAUUCGGCUAUUUGGCAAGGUACGCCAGCGCAGAGGAAGCCCCGGAUUUCACCACCAAGCCAUACAUUGCACAGAGCUUGUUGCUCUUGCUGGCACCUUCAUUAUUUGCGGCUUCUAUAUAUAUGGUUCUCGGCCGUCUCAUUCGUAUGCUGAACGGAGCCUCUUGUUCUCUAGUCAGGCCGUCGUGGUUGACCAAAAUAUUUGUGGCGGGUGAUGUGCUAUCAUUUUUCAUCCAGAGUGGAGGAGGUGGCAUGCUUGCUACCGCAAAGGACCAGUCGAAAGUAAAACUUGGAAACAACAUGAUCGUUGCCGGACUCUUUGUUCAAAUCCUAUUCUUUGGGUUCUUCAUUGUUGUUUGCGUGGUUUUCCAUCGCCGCAUGCUAGCUACACCUAUGCAUGCUACGGGCGAUACUCAAAUCCCCUGGACCCGUUAUAUGAAGGUCCUUUAUAUUGCCAGUAUCUUGGUCAUGGUCCGAUCAAUCUACCGAGUGGCAGAAUAUGUCCAGGGCAGCGGCGGAUUUCUUCAAAGCAAAGAGGCGUUCAUAUAUGUAUUCGAUGCGACGUUGAUGUUCAUUUGCUGUCUGCUUUUCAACUUCUUCCAUCCGAGCAAGAUUAUCUCGAGCUAUCACAAAACUCAGGAAGAUCCGGAUCUAGAAAUGUUGAAUCAUGGCGGACAUACCGGAUAUACAGGAGGACAAGCGAGAUACGACAACCUCUAA